AUGAUUCUGUGCAACUCCCUCGAGAUGACAUUGGCCAUCUUGGUCGCCUGCGCCGCGUCUUUCCGCAGUAUUUACUCCCACAUCAAGCACACCAAGCAGCAAGACACCCUGAAGCUUCGACAUCGAGGCAACUGGUCCCGAGAUAGAGGCCUCAAGUCGAACGCCAACGCGACCGAUAUCAUUGUCACAACAGAAGUCAGGCUUUGGGAGCACCAAACCCUCGACGAUUUGACCCACAGCGAGGAAGCAUUGUGGCCCCGGCCGCAACACCAUGGACCGGAACAUGUCCACAUGGAUGGUACAGCACAUCCAAACCCCCCACAAGAGUUCAGUGGACCGACAAUCACUUAUCCCGCUCUUGCUGCACAACCUGGGUAUAGUGUAGCUGCGUAUAGUGUUCAGAAGUGA
Podospora pseudopauciseta is the source of this 408-nucleotide messenger RNA. RefSeq lists its product as uncharacterized. The transcript has 2 exons. The record is from RefSeq and is a predicted model, not a curated record. NCBI's taxonomy places the organism in Eukaryota, Fungi, Ascomycota, Sordariomycetes, Sordariales, Podosporaceae. Bases 1 to 408 code for a protein of 135 amino acids.